ACGCCAGGCAGACGCGGCUGACGUGGAGGGUGCGGGUUAGUGGCCGCGGCGGGCUCUGGGAUUGGGGCGCUGCGGGCCUGGCCGGGCCCCCGGGCCCGAGGCAGCGGCAGAGGCGGCGGUAUAAAGCCGGCGGCGGGGAGCAUGUAAUGUCGGAAUGCGGAGACCGCGGCGGCGGCAGCAGCAGCAGCGACGACGCCGAGGACGAGGGUGGCGGUGGCGGUGGCGGCGGCCCGGCGGGCUCCGGCUCCCCCAGCCCGGACCCGGCCAGAGAGUCCUCGGCGGGCCGGCUCCGCCGCGGGCUGCGCUGCGCCUCCCUCAUGGCCCGCCGGCGGCCGGAGCUGCUCUGCGGAGCCGUGGCGCUCGGAUGCGCGCUGCUUCUCGCCCUCAAGUUCACCUGCAGUCGAGCAAAAGAUGUGAUAAUACCAGCAAAGCCACCAGUCAGCUUUUUCUCCUCGAGGUCUCCGGUUCUUGACCUCUUCCAGGGGCAGCUGGACUAUGCAGAGCACAUUCGCCAGGAUUCAGAAGUGGUACUGCUGUUCUUCUAUGCCCCAUGGUGUGGCCAAUCCAUUGCUGUUAGGGCAGAAAUUGAGCGUGCAGCAAGCCGGCUUUCUGACCAGGUGUUGUUUGUGGCAGUUAACUGUUGGUGGAACCAGGGAAAAUGCAGAAAACAGAAACACUUCUUCUAUUUUCCUGUAAUACACCUGUAUCAUCGGAGUUUUGGACCAAUUGAGUAUAAAGGCCCCAUGAGUGCUGUUUACAUUGAGAAGUUUGUCCGCCGAGUGAUGAAACCACUUCUGUACAUCCCAUCUCAAUCAGAAUUACUAGAUUUUCUCUCAAACUACGAGCCUGGAGUACUCGGGUACUUUGAGUUCAGUGGCUCGCCCCAGCCUCCUGGUUAUUUGACCUUCUUCACCUCUGCAUUGUAUUCAUUAAAGAAAGAUUACCUAGGAACAGUACGAUUUGGGGUUAUCACAAAUAAACAUCUUGCGAAACUGGUUUCCUUAGUACACUCUGGAAGUGUGUAUUUACAUAGACAUUUCAACACAUCACUUGUCUUCCCCAAGGAGGUCAUGAACUUCACAGCUGAGAACAUCUACAAGUGGGCUUCAGAAAACCGAGAGACACUCUUGCAAUGGCUGCAGCCUCAUGGAGGCAAGAGUCUCCUGCUGAAUAACGAACUGAAGAAGGGACCGGCACUCUUCCUGUUCAUACCAUUCGAUCCUUUAGCCGAGAAGCACCCCCUCAUAGAUGAGAUCACCGAAGUGGCCUUGGAGUACAACAACUGUCACAGGGACCAGGUAGUGGAGCGCCUCCUUCAGCAUCUGCGGCAGGUAGAUGCACCGGUGUCACAGUCCUUGGCACCAGAGCCAUCAUCUCCGCUGCCAGACACAUCAAUGACAGCAGCAUUGCCCUGCUGCAACACUGUGGUGCUGCCCCAGGGGCACUCCUUUUCCAGGACCCAUAACAUCUGCGAGCUGUGUGUCAACCAGACUGCUGGGGGCAUCCGGCCGAGUUCAGUCAGUGUGCCGCAGUGCAGCUUCUUCCAGAUGGCAGCGGCUCUGGAUUCCUUCUACCUCAAGGAGCAGACCUUUUAUCACAUGGCAUCGGACAGCAUGGAAUGCAGCAAUUUUUUAACUUCCUAUAGCCCUUUUAGCUAUUACACUGCAUGUUGCAGGACCAUAAACAGGGGCGGGGUAAGCUUCAUUGAUUCUGAACAAGGUAUAUUUAAAACCCCAGGCACUGCACUUUCUUCCCUGGAGAAGUGUGAGGCCACCACCCCCAGCUCUGUUCCUCACAUUGAGGAGAACGGGUAUCUCUUCCCUGAAGUGGGUAUGACCAGCACCACCUUCACAGGCCUGAGCUGCAGAACCAACAAGACCCUGAACAUCUAUCUUUUGGAUUCCAAUUUAUUUUGGCUAUAUGCAGAGAGACUGGGUGCUCCAAGCUCCACCCAUGUGAAAGAAUUUGCCACAAUUGUUGAUGUGAAAGAAGAAUCUCACUAUAUCUUGGAUCCAAAACAAGCACUUGUGAAGUUCACCUUAGAAUCUUUUAUUCAAAACUUUAGCAUUCUCUACAGUCCCUUGAAAAGGCAUCUCAUUGGAAGUGAUUCUGCCCAGUUCCCUUCUCAGCAUUUAAUCACUGAAGUAACAACUGAUACCUUCUGGGAAGUCAUUCUUCAAAAACAGGAUGUCUUGAUGCUCUAUUAUGCCCAGUGGUGCGGCUUCUGUCCAUCCCUCAAUCACAUCUUCAUCCAGCUUGCUCGUCUCCUACCAGAGGAUACAUUUACUGUGGCCAGGAUUGAUGUGUCUCAGAAUGAUCUUCCCUGGGAAUUUAUGGUUGAUCGGCUUCCUACCAUCUUGUUUUUUCCCUGCAACAGAAAAGAUCUAAGCGUGAAAUACCCUGAAGACCUCCCCAUCACCCUUCCAAACCUGCUGAAAUUCAUCUUGCAUCACUCAGACCCUGCCUAUGUCCCCCAGAAUGUGGCCAACACCCCUUCCAGAGGUUGUCUCCAGAGUGAGGCAGCCUUACAGCAGGGGCACAUCUCCUACUUGGAGAGAGAGAUCCAGAAACUGCGAGCAGAGUUGAGCAGCCUUCACCGAGCUCAAGUGCAAGUAGAGGGUCAGCUGUCCAGUGCCCGCAGGGAUGAGCGCCAGCUGCGCAGGCAACAGCAGGCCCUGGAGCAGCAGCACAGCCUGCUGCGGCAGCACAGCGAGCAGCUGCAGGCCCUGUAUGCCCAGAAGGCCCGUGAACUAGAAGAGCUGGCUGAUGCCUCAGAGACUCUUCUCACCGAGAACACAUGGCUCAAGAUCCUGGUGGCCACCAUGGAGAGAAAGCUGCAGGGCCAGGAUGGGGCCGAGGACCCAGCCUCACUGAGAGAAGCACACCCUGACCACCCUGAGCCUGCAGGUGCCCCCCUGUUACCCAGUGGGACUCCCCCGCCUUCCAAUGCCAGCUCCCCACUGGCAUCUGAGAGGAAGAAUGAGAACAGGACCGACUAACUUGAAAUAAUGAAGGAAUCAGAGGUGAAAAUUGUACAUUGGGAAUAUAUUUAUGCAAAUUUUAUUGAAACUUACUGUAAAUAAAGAUUUUCUCAGUGGUCUAAAAAAUGAACUUCAAUGUUACUCAGCUUUUAUUGACAGGGAUGACAUCCCUUCUACUUAUUGCACAAACUUGGUAUCUUUGAGACAAAAACAGUAGCACAGUCCAUCUGAAGAGCGGUCUGAAGAAUUUGUCUAUAAUUUAGUGGCUCAAUGUCAAGAGUUCCUUCCCCCACUCCCCUGCUGCUGCCUCUGCCAUGAUACAAAGGAUGAAAGGUUAAUUUCCUGGCUACUCAGAAAACUUAGGUGUAACAAUGGGGCUAUUAAGAAAAAAUCCAAAGAGAGGUCAUGACUUACUAAUCAUCUGAGUGUGGUGAGGUCUCCUAAAGUGGGGCUACUGAUAAACAUUAACAGGGAGGGCUGUUCUGUGAUGUACACCAGUUCUCUGGGCAUUUCGUCUUCCAACGACCACACCAUGCUUCACCCAUCCUGUGCUUUUACACUUUGAUGGGCCCAAAUCAAGCUCCAUAGAUGUUGCAGGCCACCAGGGGGUUGGGGUGAGAAAAUCUCUAAAAGUGAAACUGAUGAAAAAGCCACAUCUGAUUGUUUCAAAAACCAAAACUUCACUGGCACAGUAAACACUGCAAGUAAAGCCUGACAGUGGAGCACAGGCCAGGCUCAAAAAAUGCAAAUCCCAGCCACUCCAUGGACAAGAACAAAUAGCCUAUGCUUAUGCUGCUGGCUACUUGAAUAGAGGUAGAAAGCCUGGAAAUUCUGAAAUGGGAGGGGAUGAUCAAAAGCCUCAGCCUUUUCCAACUACCUCCUUCACAUCACCAGCUGGCACCUUUGGGCCCCCUGUCCCCUCUCCAAGGUCCUAUCACAGUGGCUGGCCCACUGCUGGCACCACCAUGCACCCUGCCCACCUUAGCCUGUGCUGCCUUUGCUUGUCCAACUGGUCCUCACCUCUUCCCCCCCUGACCAAAGGCAUUUUCUCCCAUUCCUAAGGGUCCUCAGGAGCCCAACUCUAGUGCUUCAGUACUACUUUCAAUACAGUGGCCCCAUUAGCUACCCCUGUCCCACCCCAAGUCGUUAUUUAAUGUUGCUAAAAUAUAAGUGCUCCCUGUAGCUCCCCACAGGGGUUCUGGAAAGAGGAUUAGUUAACAUGCUUUUUGGAGAGGAUGCCUCAAGCCUGGCAAAGAGGCCUGACCUCUGUGCUCCCUGGCUAUGCUGUUUGCAGCUGGUACAAGUAUAUAGGGCCAGUGCCCUGAGGUUAAACCUGGGCUGGCCUCUGGCUCAUUAUCCAGGAUGCCAAAGCAUGUCAUGUUUGAAUCAGGAUAUUUAGAAGACACAUGCAGUUAAAAGUCUUAAGGGAGCUCAGUGAAACACACAAAGGACAACUCAGAUGCAGCUGUCAAGGUGUGGGCUUGAUAGAGCUACCAAGUUCUCAUCUGUGAGAACCUACACUAGAACUCAUUCCCACCCCUCCCCCAAUCCCUGCACUAAGUACAGACUGGCAGGGAGCAUCUGGUGGCUCCUGUGUGAAUGUGACUGCACAAAAGAAUGCCCUUCCACUGCACAUGGUGCCUUGAGAGCUGAGUUGGGGCCACGUGACCAUCUACACAGCGCCCCACCCCCCACCCCCAGGAAAGUGAAAUCCAAUACCCAGCAGGUAGGUCAUCAGAGGAAAGGAAGCUAACUUUCAAAAAGGGGAUAAAGGGAUGGCCACACUCAACAGCAACCUCCUCCAUCUCACCAGUGCAGAAAUUAAAUACAAAAAAAAA
Messenger RNA from Octodon degus (degu), 4819 nucleotides. RefSeq names its product thioredoxin domain containing 11 (gene Txndc11). Bases 147 to 2999 code for a protein of 950 amino acids. The transcript has 12 exons. NCBI's taxonomy places the organism in Eukaryota, Metazoa, Chordata, Mammalia, Rodentia, Octodontidae. The record is from RefSeq and is a predicted model, not a curated record.